AUGGCGGGAGACCCCGAAAAGCCAAGCCAGGACAAGCCUGAUGCGCAAGCGGCAGUGGACCUGGAAAAACCCUCGAAAACUGGCUCCUCCGCAGGAUCUACGCCCAGUCAGCGUGAUGAUGUGGACAGGCGAGACACCACGGUGACUGUUCCUGAGCCUGAGAAGGGCUCCGAUCUGGACGCCUCUCUGGCGCAUCUCCCACAGCAUGAACGCGACAUCCUCAAGGAGCAGCUCGAAGUCCCUGAUGUCAAAGUCGGGUAUUUUACUCUCUAUCGAUAUGCGACGGUCAAUGACAUGGUUAUUCUGGUGGUUAGCGCCAUCGCAUCCAUCGCGGGAGGAGCUGCGUUGCCAUUGUUUACGAUUCUUUUUGGCGCAAUGGCCGGAUCCUUUCAGGAUAUCAUCUUAGCUAAAAUAACGUACGAUGAAUUCAACAGCGUUUUGACCAAGAAUGCAUUGUACUUCGUGUAUCUCGGUAUUGCUGAGUUCAUUUUGAUCUACGGUUGCACCGUUGGUUUCAUCUAUACAGGCGAACAUAUCUCUUCAAAGAUCAGAGAAAAAUAUCUCGAUGCAAUUCUACGGCAGAACAUCGCCUUCUUCGACAAACUAGGUGCUGGAGAGAUCACCACACGUAUUACAGCUGAUACCAAUUUAAUCCAAGACGGAAUUUCCGAGAAAGUUGCUUUAACCUUGACCGCCCUGGCAACCUUUAUCACAGCCUUUGUGAUAGGCUUUAUUAAAUACUGGAAACUCACCUUGAUCUGUUGUUCCACUGUUCUGGCCAUUGUGGUCAUUAUGGGCGGUGCUUCUAAGUUUAUCAUCAAAUUUAGUAAGAACAACCUCGAGUGCUAUGGCGAAGGCGGUACAUUAGCCGAGGAAGUAUUGAGCUCCAUCCGAAACACAACUGCCUUUGGGACCCAGAAGCAGCUUGCUGAAAAGUACGAAAGCCAUUUAGAAGAGGCCCAGAAAUGGGGCAUGAAACUUCAAAGAACCAUCGGUUUCCUAAUGGGCGCUAUGAUGUCGAUUGUGUUUUUAAACUACGGUUUAGGUUUCUGGAUGGGUUCGCGUUUCAUUGUCAGCGGGGAAACCCAGCUGUCCCAUAUCAUCACAAUUUUACUCGCGAUCAUUAUUGGCUCGUUCAGUUUGGGAAAUGUUACCCCCAACAGUCAGGCAUUCACAUCCGCCAUAGCUGCUGGUGCCAAAAUAUUCAGUACUAUCGACCGAAAAUCUCCAAUUGACCCGACAUCAAAUGAAGGAAAGAAGCUAGAUCAUGUCCUGGGCAACAUUGAAUUCCGUGAUAUUCGCCACAUCUAUCCCUCCCGCCCUGAGGUCGUCGUUAUGCAGGCGGUAAAUCUAUUUGCACCUGCUGGUACAACUACUGCUCUUGUUGGACCAUCCGGCUCCGGAAAAAGUACUGUUGUUGGUCUUCUUGAGCGGUUUUACAACCCUGUGGGAGGCUCUAUUCUUCUAGAUGGCCACAAUAUCAAGACCCUCAAUUUAAAAUGGCUUCGGCAACAAAUCUCUUUAGUCAGCCAGGAACCAACGCUUUUCGGCACCAGCAUCUAUAAUAAUAUCAAACAAGGCCUUAUUGGCUCAGUCUUUGAGCAGGAAUCCGAGGAGAGUAUUGGCCAGCGUAUCGAAAACGCCGCAAAAAUGGCAAAUGCGCAUGAUUUCAUUAUGGGAUUGCCCGACAAAUAUGAAACUCAAGUUGGAGAACGUGGUUUCCUCCUCUCUGGUGGCCAGAAACAGAGGAUUGCCAUCGCUCGUGCGGUUGUGAGCGAUCCCAAAAUUCUUUUGCUCGAUGAAGCUACUUCCGCUCUAGAUACAAAAUCCGAGGGAGUCGUGCAAGCGGCAUUGGAUGAAGCUGCGAAAGGAAGAACAACUCUUGUUAUUGCUCAUCGUCUAUCAACUAUCAAGACCGCUGAUAAUAUUGUUGUCCUUGUCGAUGGUCGUAUUGUUGAACAGGGAACUCAUGAUGAGCUAGUUGAGCGAGAUGGAACUUACCUUCGGCUUGUGGAAGCCCAAAAGAUCAAUGAAGCGCGUGAUUCAGAAGCAGCCGGGGACUCCGAUGAUACUGGAGAAGAAUCGGUCGAGGACAAUGGCAUCGGCCUUCAGAAGACUCGUUCGUAUGCCAGCAACUCCGGAAGGUUCGCAAAUGAAAACCUGGAUUUAGAGCUUAAAAAAACCGAAACGAAGAAAUCUCUGUCAAGUGUUGUUCUGUCGAAGCGUGAACCCGAAAAAACGAAAGAUUAUUCCCUGGGCACAUUAAUAAAAUUCAUAUCCUCGUUUAAUGCCCAAGAAUGGAAGCUGAUGGUUGCAGGUCUUUGCGUUUCAAUUAUCUGUGGUGGAGGUCAGCCAACCAUGGGUAUUCUUUUUGCCAAAUGUAUUUCAGCCCUGGCACUACCACCACCUCUAUACGGGAAGCUUCGAGACGAGGCAAAUUUCUGGAGUUUAAUGUUCUUGAUGUUGGGACUUGUUAUGUUCAUUUCUUACAGUACGCAGGGAACUUUGUUCGCAAUUUGCUCUGAAAAACUUAUUUUCAGGGCAAGAAGCAACGCUUUCAAGUCAAUGCUUCGACAAGAUAUUGCAUUUUUCGACAAAGAAGAGAACAGUACCGGAGCGUUGACUUCGUUUCUUUCUACAGAAACGAAGCAUUUAUCUGGUAUUAGCGGUAUUACUCUCGGAACUAUCCUCCUCGUCUCUACCACGCUGGUUGCGUCUAUGGUGGUGGCUCUUGCUAUUGGCUGGAAGCUUGCCCUGGUUUGCAUGUCUUGUGUCCCUGUUCUUCUGGCUUGCGGCUUCUGGAGAUUCUUCAUUCUGGCUUCGUUUCAGAGGAGAGCCAAAAAGGCUUACGAGAAAUCUGCCAGCUAUGCUUGCGAGGCGACUUCUGCUAUUCGCACAGUUGCCUCCCUUACUCGUGAGCCAGACGUCGCCGAUACUUAUCAUGGACAGCUGGUUAUCCAAGGAAGGAGAAGUUUGAUGUCCAUCUUGAAGUCGUCCACACUCUAUGCCGCCUCACAAUCCUUCCUGUUUUUCGUUCUUGCGCUUGGAUUCUGGUAUGGAGGCACAUUACUAGGCAAGGGUGAAUAUACCUUGUUCCAGUUCUUUGUGGCAUUUUCAGAAAUCAUUUUUGGUGCACAGUCUGCUGGAACAGUUUUUUCUUUCGCACCUGAUAUGGGCAAAGCGAAGAGCGCUGCUGCAGACUUCAAGCAGCUGUUUGACAGAAGACCUCCCAUUGAUACGGAAUCCGACGACGGCGAUGAUGUGCCCCCUAUUCAAGGUACAAUCGAGUUCCGUGACGUGCACUUUAGAUACCCCACACGACCAGAACAGCCCGUAUUACGAGGCCUUGAUCUAACUGUCAAGCCCGGACAGUACAUCGCUCUGGUAGGUCCUAGUGGGUGUGGAAAGAGUACGACGAUCGCUUUAUUGGAGCGUUUUUAUGACGCUCUUUCUGGUGGUGUCUAUGUCGACGGAACCGAUAUCACUAGGUGGAACGUGAAGGCCUACAGACGCUAUUUGGCUCUCGUCAGUCAAGAGCCAACCCUUUACCAGGGUACUAUCAGAGAAAAUAUUCUUUUGGGUAUCGAUAGUGGUGCCUCUGAAGAGGACAUUAUCGAAGCGUGCAAAGCGGCGAACAUCUAUGACUUUAUUAUGUCUCUUCCGAAGGGACUCUCCACGAUUGUAGGCAGUAAAGGAAGCAUGCUUUCUGGCGGACAAAAACAACGUAUUGCCAUUGCUCGCGCCUUGAUUCGAAACCCUCAAAUUCUUCUUCUCGAUGAAGCAACCUCUGCCCUUGACUCUGAGUCCGAAAAGGUUGUCCAGGCUGCCCUUGAUGCUGCAGCAAAAGGCCGCACGACAAUUGCUGUUGCUCACAGACUCAGCACAAUUCAAAAGGCAGACAUCAUCUACGUCUUUGGCCAGGGCCGCAUUGUUGAGAGCGGAACGCACUCCGAGCUUCUUGCGAAGAAGGGCCGAUACUACGAGCUUGUCAACUUACAGAGCUUGGGCAAAACUCAUUAG
This is a messenger RNA of Ophidiomyces ophidiicola, 4020 nucleotides long. RefSeq names its product multidrug-resistance transporter mdr2 (gene MDR2). Bases 1 to 4020 code for a protein of 1339 amino acids. Gene Ontology annotation, cellular component: membrane. The record is from RefSeq and is a predicted model, not a curated record. Gene Ontology annotation, biological process: transmembrane transport. The transcript has 3 exons. Gene Ontology annotation, molecular function: ATP binding; ATP hydrolysis activity; ABC-type transporter activity. NCBI's taxonomy places the organism in Eukaryota, Fungi, Ascomycota, Eurotiomycetes, Onygenales, Onygenaceae.